Molecule: messenger RNA, 1354 nt
Organism: Stomoxys calcitrans (stable fly)
Lineage: Eukaryota; Metazoa; Arthropoda; Insecta; Diptera; Muscidae
Gene: mRF1
Product: peptide chain release factor 1-like, mitochondrial
Exons: 1
Coding region: 14-1300 (428 amino acids)
Biological process (GO): translational termination
Molecular function (GO): translation release factor activity
Source: RefSeq, a predicted model, not a curated record
AUGGAUAGGCUCAAUGACCAUAUGGUGGCCACGGCCAUUGUUUAUAAAUUAUAACCGUGAUUAUAAAACGAGAAUCAAAAUGAUUUUAAAUGCUUUUUACAAUUUAAGAAGCAAAAGCCGAGUCAUCAUAAAUCUUAAUAAAUUAUUAAGAAUUUCGUUGGCAUCAAACCAGAGAUGGGCAUCAUCAUCACACGCUUUGGAUUUUCAAAACGAAAAACUACAACAGUAUUUAGAAUCACUCAGGAAAGAGUUUUAUGAUCUGCGUGUGAAUUCUUCAGGCAGUGCGAAUGACUAUCAGAGAAUGAACCAAUUAUCGGACAUAGUAAAAAUGCUAGAACAACAUAGAGCCCUGAAGGGAAACAUGGCUUCGAGGGAGGAUAUCGAAGCCGAAAAAGAUGAAGACAUGAGGCAACUAAUCGAAGAAGAAAACCAAGUGUAUUCCGAACUGAUGAGAAAAACAGAAGUCGAACUUCUAACGAAAAUGCAGAUUUUGACGGACAGCGGCUAUUAUCCUUCUUUGAUCUUUGAAGUGAAUGCUGGUGCAGGAGGUCAGGAAGCCAUGCUAUUUGCAAAGGAAUUGUAUGACAUGUACUUGAGCUAUUUCGAUAAUUGUGGUUGGGACUAUGAAGUGCUGACAGAGGAUACCACUGAUAUUGGGGGAUUGCGUCACGCAAAUGUCAUAGUCAAUGAAGAGGAGGCGUUCAAGGCGAUAUGUUACGAAGGUGGAGUACAUCGUGUGCAACGAGUUCCGGCUACCGAAAAAUCAGGAAGAAUUCAUACUAGCACAGCUUCCGUGGCCAUCAUACCACGACCGGCAGAUAUUAAUGUUGUUAUAGCUGAGAAGGAUUUGAAGAUCGAAACCAAACGUGCGAGUGGAGCUGGCGGCCAACAUGUUAAUACAACAGAUUCAGCAGUACGUAUUUUGCACAUACCAACGGGUAUAGCCAUAGAAAGUCAAACGGAACGAUCACAAAUAAAAAAUAAGGAAAUAGCAUUAAAGCGUCUGAAAGCCAAAUUGGAACAAAUACAGCUGGAGUCUUCUGAAGCCUCUACUAGAGCUACUCGUCGUGCACAGCAAGGCAAUUUGGACAGGAAUGAGAAAAUCCGUACAUACAAUUUUGUACAAGAUAGAAUAACUGAUCAUCGUAUUCAGGGUGGUACGGUGCAUAAUCUUAAGGAUUUUCUGCAAGGCGGAGAGCAUUUGCGAAGCCUUAUGCAAAAAGUUGCCUUCGAAAUUCGCAAGAAAAAGUUGGUGGAGCUUGUUGAGAGUUGGCAAAUACCUGAAGAAAAGAAAGCAUAAAAAAUAAAUGUACUUGUUUUUAAAUAAAAGUAAAUGUUUUUGUUAAAAAAUGUA